AUGCGGGACUGGUUAAACUCUCCAUCAGGUAUUCCUCAUGCCAUCAACACUCCUCGAUAUAGAAAUGAAAGAGAGUUGCGUCAGCACGUGAGCAGAAGUGACUUGUUAGAUUUAUGCAGGCAAUUGGGUGUAGAGUAUAGAACGUAUGAACAAACAAUCAACGGUAUACUGCUCACAAAUGUAAAGAAAAAGUUUACAACAAUCAACAAAACAAAGACAAAGGAUGAACACAACUCUAUGAAUGAUUACAAUAGAGGUGCAUUAGAGUAUACUCUACCGUGGUCAAUCAUACAACGUAUAUUGACAUAUGCUUCUCAAUACAACUCGAGAUGUACUUGUGUCAUGGUUGAUAGAGAUACUUUAAAGAGAAAUGAUUCUCAAACAAGACAGAAACUCAUUUUGGAUCGAUUAGUUCAAGAUAAAUGUGAUCCUCAAUUCCAAACUAUACUUCAUACCUCUAUGAUGCUACAAAAUGAAAUGAAGAAACGUUCACUCACUAGAGAUCAACUAUGUCCUCUUCAUCAAUUCGAUCAUGAUCAAGGAUUCAAACCAAACAUUGAACUUGAAGGAAUAUCUUGUCAAGUAUCACGAGAGGAUUGUAGAUGGAUGCGUAGUAUGGCAUUGCUAAGCAAGAGAGUAUUUGCAUUUAUAUCAACCACACUCUUUACCAACAUUGUAAUGGAUCCAACAGCCGACACGUGGAGUCAUAUCACCAACAACUAUUGUAUCAUCAAACAACCAAAGAUAUUGACAUAUGUCUCUCCAUCAUCUGACACUCAACUCUUCUUACAAACAAAUCACAGUCCUCUUCAUCCUUCCAAUUUCUAA
Molecule: messenger RNA, 828 nt
Organism: Cavenderia fasciculata
Lineage: Eukaryota; Evosea; Eumycetozoa; Acytosteliales; Cavenderiaceae
Exons: 1
Coding region: 1-828 (275 amino acids)
Source: RefSeq, a predicted model, not a curated record